Messenger RNA from Cylas formicarius (sweet potato weevil), 1653 nucleotides. RefSeq names its product F-actin-capping protein subunit alpha (gene cpa). Gene Ontology annotation, molecular function: actin filament binding. Gene Ontology annotation, cellular component: F-actin capping protein complex; actin cortical patch. Gene Ontology annotation, biological process: actin cytoskeleton organization; barbed-end actin filament capping. Bases 49 to 915 code for a protein of 288 amino acids. The transcript is spliced from 3 exons. The record is from RefSeq and is a predicted model, not a curated record. Lineage: Eukaryota; Metazoa; Arthropoda; Insecta; Coleoptera; Brentidae.
UUUUGACAUGUUUAGCGCUUGUCGCUUGUGCGAAAACCCAACCUAAACAUGGCGUCGGAUGGGGACGAAGUGAUAAGUGACCAGGAAAAGGUGCGAAUCGUGUCCGAUUUCAUCCUGCACUCACCCCCGGGUGAGUUUAACGAGGUCUUUAACGACGUCCGCAAAUUGUUGGACGACGAUGACCUGCUUAAGGAAGGGGCCAGUGGGGCCUUUGCGCAAUAUAACAAAGACCAGUUGACGCCCGUGCGAAUCGAAAACGCUGACCAUUUGGUGCUUAUUACGGAAUACAACGAUUUAGGGAAUAACAGGUUCUUUGAUCCUCGAAGUAAGCAAAGUUUUAAGUACGACCAUUUGAGAAAAGAAGCCUCAGAUUAUCAAGCUUACUCUCCCGAUGCGACUGUCGAGCCUUGGAGGGCCGCGCUGGACACCGAAUUCGUGCAGUAUACGCGCAACCACUACAAAGAUGGAGUGUGUAGUGUUGUUGGCAAGAGCCAGGGUGGAGUUAUCACCCUGACUGCGUGUAUAGAGGACCAUCAAUUUCAGCCAAAGAACUUUUGGAAUGGUCGGUGGCGAAGCCAGUGGUUCAUUACUCUAAACGGAUCUGCCACUGCCGAGGUACGUGGCGUUCUAAAAGUUCAGGUACACUAUUACGAAGAGGGCAACGUUCAGUUAGUGAGCACUAAAGAAAUCAAAGAAACAGUAAGUGUAUCUACAGAAUCACAGACUGUAAAGGAAAUAGUUCAGGCCAUAGAAACCGCGGAAAACAUGUAUCAAACGGCGAUAUCGGAAAACUACCAGACUAUGUCAGAUUCGACAUUCAAAGCGCUGCGUCGGCUCUUGCCAGUAACCCGCACCAAAAUCGAUUGGAAUAAAAUUGUUUCCUAUAGUAUCGGCAAAGAGUUAAAAACGCAGUGACCGGUUUGGGGGACCUACCAUGUACAUAAAGAACUAGCCAACCAGCAGAUUAUUGUACUAGGAUAUAAAUGAAGAAGGAAAAAUAAUAAAGCGAAUGCGCCUAGAAUUGUGUGAAGGAGGAGGCGGUCCUUUUUUUACUAAUGCCCAUUUUUGCCUCUCUCCUAUUGGUUUUUUUUUAAUUACAGGAACAAAAUGUGGCGCAGUGCCCUGAUUGUGCAUUAGAAAAGUGUAAUAGUAAUGAUUUUUUUUAUGGAGGACCUUUAAUAUGUAUACUGUUCUUUUAUAUAAAUAUUUUACAUUUAUAAUUUUUUACGUAAAAACAUUUUUUUUUUUUUUAAUAUAAGAAUAGGAAAUAGGAGUUUCAAAUUUUAGGGUUGCUAUUGGGCGGAAAACGCGUAAAAUAUAAUACAUAAAUUAAUAUGGUUUGAAUAAAUCCUAUCUUUGGCCUAGUUAUAAAUACAGCAAGAAGGAAACUCCAAAAUAUCCCAUCCAAGCAACAUUUGAUUUUGUUGUUUGACCUAACUUUACUAAUUUUCAGGUUUUAAUUAUUUUUAAAAAGAACUAUUUGAGUAUUAUAGUUUUUAUUUGUUAAUUUUAAUGUUGCAAGGGAAUGAAAGGGCAGUGGGAGUCAUAAGGCCCAAGGGUUAUUCCGUGAAUAUUUAAUAAACAAAAAUAAUUUAUAUCUUGUUAGAGUAAACCGUUGUAUGGGUUAUUUUUAAAUAAAAAGAUAUUGAUUGA